Messenger RNA from Syngnathoides biaculeatus (alligator pipefish), 4172 nucleotides. RefSeq names its product multiple EGF like domains 6 (gene megf6). Gene Ontology annotation, molecular function: calcium ion binding; scavenger receptor activity; protein binding. The coding region runs from base 109 to 3771 and encodes 1220 amino acids. The transcript has 29 exons. NCBI's taxonomy places the organism in Eukaryota, Metazoa, Chordata, Actinopteri, Syngnathiformes, Syngnathidae. The record is from RefSeq and is a predicted model, not a curated record.
CAAAACGGAUUGUCUUGCUUCAAUGUGCGCGUGUUCUUCAUUUGAUGGCUCCAGAGGCUUCGCGCUGCCAUCCAUUUGAUUAUUUCGCCUUCCUGACCGGCAGAAAAUAUGUUGACAGACAUUUUCAUUUUGUCCCUGAUAUCAUUCAGCACCUUGCACGCGGACUCUUUGGAACUGCACCUCGGCAUGCCCAAUGUUUGUGCCGACCAGGAGAUGUCUCUUUUGUGGAGCCCUCAGCCUUGCGUUCAGGCUUUUACACGCAUGGUGAAGGUGUGGAAGCAGGCCUGCGCAGGCCACAAAUGGUGCAUGGGUCAUGAGAGGAGGACAACGUACUACACGGCGUACAGACAAAUGUACAGGACGCAUAUGCGCACAGUUUUCAAGUGCUGCCCUGGUUGGACUCAAAGAGAUGGCGAACCUGGCUGUUUAAAUAGAGUAUGCAGUGCCAGUAUGUGUUUUAAUGGAGGUCGAUGUGCGGAGAUUGGGGAUCAUAUAUGUCACUGCCCAAAAGGCUUCAAAGGGCCGAGAUGCCAAUAUGAUAUAAAUGAAUGUGAGGUGGACAAAGGAGGCUGUCAAGAAUACUGUUGCAAUACCAUUGGCAGCUACUACUGCAAGUGUCCUCAGGGCAGUGAGCUGGGGCCGGAUGGAAAAUCUUGUCAAGAUGUCAAUGAAUGUGCGGAGCUCAACGGAGGAUGCCAGCAGAUGUGCGUCAAUACAGCAGGCUCUUAUCACUGUGAGUGCGGGGAAGGAUUCCGCAUGCACAGUGAUGGCCGGACUUGCAUUGCUGUAAACUCUUGCUUGGUGUUUAAUGGCGGUUGCGAGCACAAAUGUCUAGACAUGGGGAACGAUCACUACAAAUGUGAGUGCCGAAAGAACUACAAGCUCAAGACAGAUGGGAGACACUGUGAAUUGAGGGACCCCUGUGAGGAGAGGAAUGGAGGCUGCUCACAGCUGUGUGAGUCUGUGGCUGCCCGUGCUCAGUGCAGCUGCCGGCCUGGUUUUAAUCUGGCUGAAGACGGCAAGAGCUGUGACGACAUCGACGAGUGCGAUCCGGGUCACGGCGAGUGCUCGCAUGGAUGCGUCAACACGCCGGGCUCCUUUCGUUGUGUGUGUCAUCCGGGCUUUGAGCUUGGUGCAGAUGGAAAACGCUGCUAUCGCAUUGAGAUGGAGAUUGUUAACAGCUGUGAGAAGAAUAAUGGCGGCUGCUCUCAUCAAUGUGAGCACACCACCAACGGGCCCCUUUGCUCCUGCCAUCAUGGCUACCAGCUAGACCAGGACAGGAAGACCUGUGUAGACAGUGACGAGUGUCUCAAUGGGGAAUCGUGCUGCAGUCACUUCUGCAGGAACUAUCCCGGCGGGUACGAAUGCAGCUGCGGAGGCGGCCACACGCAAAACCCAGAUGGCUGCGGCUGCGACGACAUCGAUGAGUGUCUGGCAGAGACUUCAGGCUGCGACCAUGACUGCGUCAACACCCUGGGAACAUAUGAGUGUUUUUGCCGAAAUGGUUUCCGUUUGGAUCAAGAUCAGCACACCUGCAUCUCUUUGUAUGAUAUAGAGUUGGAGGAAGAUGAUGAAGAGGAGCUGGAAGUGCCUAAUUUGCCAGAAUUGUUCUUCCGGAACGUUCCCCAGCUUCUCCAAUACACAGCAGCUUUGCAUUCACGCUACGGCGCUGACGAUGAUGAUGAUGUUGAGGACUUUGGCGAAGGGUUUGAGAGCUUCAAAAAUCGUCGUGGACAAUUUAGACUGGAUAACCAAAUUGUGUGUCUGGAUAACUCUUUUGGGGAAGACUGCAGUUGGCGGUGUGAAGACUGUGUAAAUGGAAACUGUGGUGAAAAUAAAGACGGCUGUGAAUGUUCACCUGGAUGGGCUGGCGUCAUAUGCAACGAGACUUGUCCUCAGGGCACUUAUGGGCCGACUUGUAACAGUCUGUGCCAGUGUAAGAAUGGAGGCACAUGUGACCCUGUGACUGGGAGGUGUUUGUGCCCCCCGGGGGUUCAAGGUCUACUCUGCGAGACUGGUUGUCCAAGGGGCUAUUUUGGAAGUCACUGCCUGAGAAAGUGCAACUGUCCCAACAAUGGACAUUGCCAUCGUCUGUAUGGCGCUUGCCUGUGUUCCCCGGGAUUGUACGGUCGACACUGCCAUCUGCCUUGUCCCAGGUGGACGCACGGCCCUGGCUGUUCGCAGGAAUGUGACUGUGUUCGAGAACAUUCCACUGGCUGCGACCCGAAGAUGGGGAGCUGCGUCUGUCGGCCCGCUUACCACGGCUCACGGUGCGAGAAAGAAUGUGAGCCGGGCUCUUUUAGUCUAGGCUGUGAGCAGGGAUGUGACUGCCCGGAUAAAGGGUCAUGUGACCCCAAGACCGGAGAGUGCAGCCAGCGAUGUCCUGCGGGUCUUCAUGGGGAGAGUUGUCAACUGGCGUGUGAAUCUGGUUCGUGGGGUCCAGGAUGCAUCAAUAAAUGCCAGUGCCAAAACAACUCGCUGGGCUGCGAGCCUCUCACCGGUGACUGUAACUGUGAGCGCGGCUACACUGGACACGAAUGUGAAAAAACUUGUUCCGGCGGACUAUUUGGUGAGGCCUGCGAGCAGAAGUGUGACUGCGCCCACAGCCGGAGUUGCCACCAUGUGACGGGCCACUGUCAAUGCCAGCCCGGUUGGACCGGAGCCAAAUGUGACAAACCUUGUCCCGCUGGCACGUUUGGGAGCAACUGUAGUCAGCUCUGUCAGUGUUCAGGAGACCAUGUGCAGUGCCAUCCAGAUACGGGGAACUGUACUUGCUUACCCGGUUACUAUGGGAGAGGCUGUGCGGCACGAUGUCGCCCAGGAUCUUAUGGACCAAACUGCAAGUCUCGAUGCAGUUGUGUCAACGGUGGUCGCUGCGAUUUCAGGACGGGGGCUUGCUACUGUCCUCUAGGUUUCAUUGGAGCAGACUGCAGUUCACAAUGCCCGAGUGGAUACUACGGCAAAGACUGCGCUCAACUUUGUUCUUGUGGGGAAGGCGGGCAGUGCCAUCCAACAAAUGGAAGAUGCAUUUGUGCAGCAGGGACAAUGGGAGAAUCCUGCCAAGUUUGUCCCAGGGGGCGUUAUGGCCUGCAGUGCCGACACGCGUGCAAAUGUCAAAAUGGUGCCCAGUGUGAUCCUAUCGACGGAAAGUGCAAAUGUGGCCUUGGCUGGACCGGAUUAGACUGCGAUACAGCCUGUUCGCAGGAAAAAUACGGUGUUAACUGUUCCCAAGACUGUCCUUGCCUCAAUGCUGGGACAUGCGACCGCUUUAUUGGCACCUGCAACUGUACAGCUGGGUACUACGGCCACGCCUGUCAACAUAGAUGCCCUCUUGGAUAUUUUGGUGUGAAUUGUGGCCUGACUUGCGAUUGUAAGUCGGGGCAAACCUGCGAUCACGUGACAGGACAAUGUGUGUGCCCGCCAGGCUACGAUGGGCCUCGCUGCCAAAACCGGUGUGAGGUCGGCAAAUUUGGCUCCAAAUGUGAAAGGUCAUGUGACUGUUCAGGUGACUCAUGUGACCCGUCCACCGGACGUUGCCUCUGUUCCCCGGGCAGGACGGGGCUGAGGUGCGAAAAAGAGUGCAGCGGGGACCGAUUCGGACCAGAUUGCUCCCUGUCUUGCCAGUGCCCCCACGGGGCCCGCUGUGAUGGGGUGACUGGACGCUGCGGUUGCCCACCCACCUGGCUUGGCCCCACCUGUGCAUUGCUUGACCGAACACAAGGACGGCGCAACUUUUCCGUGUCCCAGAGAAAAAGAAGCGCGGGCAGCUAAAGUGUGUAAGUGCCAGCGUUACCACACGGAAGGCUCACACGGGUCAAACGUGAUGUCAAAUCAUGUGACUCAUCUGUCCGAAAGCGACACUCGAGACGAUCCGCCCAUAAACCUGACCAAGUGAGAAUUAUCACAAAUUGUAACCUUUAAAAGGACUCUGGUGUUUGAGAAAUGUCGUCAUGAAGGCCAGUCGCUUACUGUCUGCACAAUCGAAGUACAAAGUAAAUGAAUGAAUACAUUUUGAAAUCCAUUUGUCCAGAUGUCAGGCCUCCCCUAGCUCAAUUGUGUGCAUGAUGUAUUUAUUUCAGCACGUUUGCCACUGAGAAAAGAAUAGCGAACAUCCGCAGCAGAUAUGGAAACAUUUAAAAAUCAGAAUAAAGAUUAGAUUGAAUUACCAAUCU